This is a messenger RNA of Entrophospora candida, 624 nucleotides long. Lineage: Eukaryota; Fungi; Glomeromycota; Glomeromycetes; Entrophosporales; Entrophosporaceae. The record is from the annotation of a GenBank genome assembly.
AUGGCAACUAAAGCUGCACACAAAAGAUUAUCAAAAGAAUAUAUAGCUAUAAAAAGCAAUCCAGUACCAUAUAUAAUAGCCAGACCGCUAGAAAAUAAUAUUUUGGAAUGGCAUUAUGUUAUUCGUGGUCCACCAAAUACACCUUAUCAUAAUGGAGAAUAUCAUGGUGUUGUACAAUUUCCAGUUGAGUACCCUUUUAAACCACCAUCAAUUCGCAUGACAACACCUUCUGGGAGAUUUCAACCUAACACAAAGUUGUGUUUGUCAAUGUCAGAUUUUCAUCCAAGUUCUUGGAAUCCUAGUUGGAGUGUCGCAACCAUUCUAAAUGGAUUGCUGAGCUUUAUGACCGGUGAUGAAACCACAACAGGUAGUAUUAAAACAUCAGAUGCUGAUAAAAUAAUGUUUGCUUCAAAUUCACAUCAGUUUAAUAUGAAGAAAGUAUUUCCUGAAUUUUGUAUAUCAGAACCAGUGCUAGUUGAGAUUCUUUACCCACUCAAUAACAAUAACACCAAUAAUAAUGAUGGUCAUGAUAACAAGUCUAGUACAAAUUCAUUAAAUGAAACACCCAAGUCACCCCAAAUCAAUAAUCAAAUCAAAAAACAUCAUAAAAUAAUUACUUUGUAG